Megalopta genalis is the source of this 5297-nucleotide messenger RNA. RefSeq lists its product as uncharacterized. Lineage: Eukaryota; Metazoa; Arthropoda; Insecta; Hymenoptera; Halictidae. Gene Ontology annotation, molecular function: DNA binding; protein binding. The record is from RefSeq and is a predicted model, not a curated record. Gene Ontology annotation, biological process: regulation of transcription by RNA polymerase II. Gene Ontology annotation, cellular component: nucleus.
UCUUCAGUCAUCGAUUGCACUUUUUGCACCUGCCAUUUUUUUUCCAGAGUAAUGGGAGCCUCAUCUGAAACUACUGGCACGAGGGUGCAUUAAAACAGGCUACCCUAACCUGUGAAGCCACCCUCACCCUCUUCGUCUCAAUGAAUCUUCCAUAAUUGAAUAUUUUUCAAAAAAUCUUAAAGUGUCUCCUGGAAGGAAAAAAGACAGAGAAAGAUACACAUUCGAGAAGUCAAAGUGUGCGACGAGGAAAGAACAGCGGUGCCGUCAGUAAGAAGGAAAAAGCGGAACAAGGAUAGAAAUAGAAGAAGGUGAAAGUAAAAGAGAGACGGAUAGAGGGUGGGUGGUGGGGGGUUCUCAGCUUAAGAGAGAGAGAGAAAGAGAGAGAGACAGAGGAGGUCGAAGGGAGUCGAGCGAGGAGAAUGACGGAUAGUCAGCAGCAGUUUUGCUUGCGUUGGAACAACUUUCAAGCUAACAUCACCAGCCAAUUCGAGGCCCUCAGAGAUGACGAGGACUUCGUCGAUGUCACCUUCGCUUGCGAUGGUAGGCGUCUCCAGGCGCACAAGGUUGUCCUCUCCGCGUGCAGCCCUUACUUCAAGGAGUUGUUCAAGACAAAUCCAUGCAAGCAUCCAAUAAUAUUCAUGCGAGAUGUAGAGUUCGAACACCUACAGUCACUUUUGGAGUUCAUGUAUGCUGGGGAAGUUAACAUAUCUCAAGCUGAAUUGCCUACAUUUCUACGAACUGCUGAGUCUCUGCAAAUCCGUGGCCUCACCGACUCUCAAAAUAUUCAGCACAACAACGAAAAGCAUUUGAAAACAAACAACAUACAUACAUCAAAUGGCCGUGGGUUGAUCUCACCAAGUUUGGAGGAGGACCGUAGCAAAACACCACCAGCCUCAAGUCCUCCACCAUUGAAAAGGCUGUGCAAACGAAGUGAUUCGCCUCAGAUAUCUAGUCCAGUACCAGCUGCAGUGGCCUGUGCUCCUGGAACGCCACGCACACGGCCAUUAAUUGAGCCACAAGUUCAACUCGACUGCUACAAAGAUCUCGAUAUUGUUGAGCCAAAAAUAGAAUUACCAGAAUAUGGAAGCGAUGACGAUUGUUCUCCAAAGCAGGAGGUUAACACACUGCCAAGUCGUUUCCUUAGCCUUGAUGGUGGCAUGGAGGUUGUGCCAUCGUAUCCGCCUUCUUAUCAAGGAGGAGGAGCAGGGGGAGGAGGAGGUGGUGGAGGCGGAGGUGGCGGAUCAUUGGAAGGAGGACAGCCUGGACCAUCACAUGCCAGCAAUAUGGAGCUAAAUCAAGAACAACAAGCUGACCUACGCAAACUGCACUCGCUGGACCCACGCCCCUGUCCUGUCUGCAACCGCAUGUACAGUAACUUGUCGAACCUGCGUCAGCACAUGCGCCUCAUCCACAACCCCCAGAGUGUCACAUGCCCCCUUUGUAAGAAGCCAUUCAAGACCGAGCUCUACCUGAAACGCCACCUGGUCAGCUUCCACGACCUAGGCAUCACAGAGAGACACCGUCAAGAAGAACUCUACCAACAACAGCAGCCAAAGGCACAACAGCAAACUGGAUCGCAAACACAUCUGCAAAUUCAGGCGCAGCAAACAGACAAUAUCAAACCCCUUGUGCCCAGAGUUUCUACAGAAGAGGGCACAACCGCAGUGACUCUGGAAAAUAAAUCAAGAGCAUUUCAAGAUGGUGCUUAUGAGGUCAAUCAGACCAGUGUUGAAUCAAAGCACUUUCAGAGCAACAUGAUGCAAUUCGAUGCAGCAUACCACUAAUGCGCCUUAGUUUUUUUGGCCCAUUUGUGAUAGUUUUUUGGUUGAGUAGAAUUAAUGCCAGUUAUUUCUGGCAAUCAUAAACUCUUAAGGGAGUCGAGCGUGAUCUUUCCAAGAAAGACCAAGGUGCGGCAGAGAGAUUAAGAGAUUGUGCUGUAGUGGAAAAUGGAAUUUAACCAAAUUUUUAAUGCAUGAACAGUAACAUAACACUAAUGUUGGAUAAACAUUUUUUUAAUCUGAUUUUAAGAGCAUAUUAAUCGAAAAAGAACAUUUUCAUUUUAAUUUUGACAGAAACUCUUUAUUUGUUUCUGUUCACAGCAGACAUAAUAAUUUAAAUAUAAUUAGGUAUUUAAAGCAAUGUUUAAUUGAAAUAUCAUACAUUUCAAUUUCGUCUUCUUUUUGUAUCUUUUUAGAUACAAAACAAAGUUAUUUGAACAUUCUAAUAUGCUUUAACAAUUUUUUUAAAGCAGAGAAUAUUUGUAAAACUAUUUGAGCUUUUUAUAUUUUUAAAAUGAUUCUUUUGUUCAAUGAGAAAAUAUGUUUUACAGACUUAAGAUGGAGUAAUUGCUGAAAAUAUUAUUUUCAAAUUCCAUACAGCACAGUGCUCAAAAUAUUAGUCUCUCGCAGCAUCUUGCAGUAAUUGAUAAAAUAGAUGUCCUUGACAAGAAGAGUGACAAGAUGUCAAGGACAACUCGCAAAAGGUGCCGUGCCUAUUCGUCGUCGUAAGGAAAAGCGAGCGUAUUCCUUAAAAAAUACCACGAAAGAAACUACAAACAAUUGCCGCAAGUGGAGCAGCCAUCCCACCUCGUACUGAUUAUUCCGCGAGCCAGGAUAACUUGUUGUUUUAUUUGAUGCUAUACAGUGUUAUAUAAACUACAGAUAUUUACAACGAUAUUAUAUUCUUACAGAGGAUUAUAUUUACUUUAUUGAUUACGUCACACGACUGGGUGCAACGCACAGAAACUCCCAGGAUGACGUACGAACAUAUUAUAAUAUAUUUUUCACCACGUAGCAGUUUAACGGUGCGAUAGACAGCCAACCGAUUUUACAGCUCAAGCAGAUUUACAGAGGAUUUAUUAUUGACAGUUAUCGAUGGGAAACCACCGUGAUGCAGCAGAUUGAAUUUAAUAUAUUAUAAGAGGCUUGUGUCUGAGAUGGCUUUUCUUACAUACAUAGAAUUCUUAAGUAGAAUUCUGUUACAUGCUCUAAUGUGAUAUUACAGAGCUAUACAACUCACUUACGUUUCUUUUAUAUUUAUGAACUUUCAUUUUUCUUAGUAAUUUUCUAUUUUAAUGUCAUCGUAAAGUAUUUGUAGCGAGCACUUUCUUUUUAUUGCAGAAGUAUUUUUAGCUUAUAUUACUCGAGAGAAUUUAUUAGUCAUAAAGCAUUAUUAUUAUAACUUUGCUACUGAAUUCAGUAUUCACUUUUCACAAUACGAACAUGCAGACAACAAAUAUUUGUCAUCCAACAAUUAGUAGUUCGAAAUCUUUUCUUUUCAGCUAAGAAUUUUAAUAUUAUGGACAUUCAUUUUCAAGAUUCUGAUAAAAUUUCUGAUAAAAUUUCUUUUUUUUUUAUAAAAAAAUCUUUGUAUUCUUCUUUCGUGAGAUUUUGAGUUCAGCUAAUGUCAACUACAUUGAAUUUUACUAUUGUUAUGAUUUCGCUUUGGAGAAUUUUAUGUUUCAAAUAUUUGUCCUUUUGAGUAUUCCUUUGUGCAGAUAGUACUAUAACAUUUUAAGAUACUGAUUAAUAUCGCAUACAUUUUUAUACGCAGAUUCACCUUUGUUGAGCAGUAUCUUAACAAUUUUAUAGUCUGCAAUGGUAAACCUUAGAGUAGCGUCCAACGUUUGGCUUACGACUUGUUCGACAUUAGUUCGCAAGGAAAUUUUUCAAUAAAUUCACGUAGACGCAUUGAUUUGAUGAUACGAAGAAGAUGGAGCCGUCUCAGAUACCGCCGAACUCCAUAGCCAUAGUACCACACAGUACAACUCAGGAUCUUUUAUAUUAUAUUUUACAGAUGACAAUAGUUCCGUGAGCGCGAUGUGUUCGAUAAAUUUUUCUCGGCAUGCCGAGUCUAGGACUUCCAAUAAUUUCAUUCCAUCGGAAUUUCAAUAUUAUUUCACUCUCAGUAUCUUCAGAGUCAAUAUGAAAUGAUUGUCUUCGAAAUGAUUUUUUUUAUGUAUCUUCUCUAAUGGUGUUUAUUGAAAUUAUUGACCGAGUGAUUAUUAAUUAGUGUUCAAGCGAUUUUGUUGUUCUGUUGCGAUUGCGACUCGAUUGUAGUUAGGCUUAUAAUAAUCAAAUUAUUGAGAAUCGUCGUCUAGACUCCCGUGUUCGAGGAAAAUCGAAAUGUUUCGCGAAUUAAUCGCGCCGUUCACACAGGCUCCUUACCUCACGAUUUACAAUCAAAUCACAGAUGCAGCUAUAUAUUAUUAUAAUAAGUAUAUUUACAUACCGUUUUACAACAGUGCCGGGGUCGCAACGACUGCGACCGAUCAAAUUUUUAACUGAAGCUACACAAGCAUUAACCACGAAAGAGAUGGGAAAAACAAACUAAUUCCAAUUUUUUCGUCUCGUACGUGGACAGGUCUUUUUUUUAUCGUUACGCACUUUUUCCGAGGAUUCUUCUAUUCUUCUUUUUUCCAACGCGUGGAACAGAGAGAGAGCUUCGUGCCCAGCGCAUAGUUUUUACUCAAUCUAAGAUUAGAAUAUAAAUGUUGCAUAUCAUGUUAUUAAGAUUGUUGUACAGACAGCCUGUUGCAAACCUCGGUCUGUCGAUCCUUUCUCGAUCAUGAUUUACAGUUUCACUUCAAGACAUCCUGAUUUCUCCAAAAUCCGACUUAUCGAUUUCGUAUCGAUCUCUUAUGCGAACGAUUUAUAUUCACGUGCAUAAUUGUGUCUUUAUGUUGGUGAAAAUUCUUGAACAGCAAUAUGCAAAAAUGUCAUUUAAAUUUCAAGCGAUCUUUACAAAAAUUCAAGUAAAUGCCGUUUUUGUUAUUUCAAAAAAAGCGAACAAAGUCUUCGAAUUUUAUAAAAGAUUUUCGGUGUUCAAACUUUCUUGUGUCUUUAUCGAAUUUGACGAACACCAUCGUUUCUAAAGGACAUUUAUCGUUAUUAGAUAAUCACAUCGAUUCAUAAAAAUCUAUUGUUUCUUUUUAGUAAUCACGUGCACACUUGUUUGGUUAUUUAACAGAACUUUUAUAGUUGUUUUAUAAUUGAUCGCAGUGAUGCAACUGAAAUUACGGUUUUAUUUGUGAAUCACUUCGGUUUCUAAGUUUAGACGCGAUCGAUCGAUCGAUUGGAUUUACGGACCGAGGCUCAUAUACAUAUACAUAUAUCACACAAUAAGCAGAAUCAAACAGCGAACCGCAAUGAUAGAGAAAUAGAAUGGAUAAAGCAAUGAACCGCAUAAACCGGGAUUCGGAACAGAAAGAAAAUGAAACAAAGACAGUUUACAGGGAUACCAUUUUUCUAACUUGCAAUCUUUCGCUGGGCAUUAAAAGUGAUAUACCGAUCAGCCGA